AUGGUGCUGGGAUUAACCUCCUACGUGGAGCCUGCCUGGACUGCUCUGAUUCCACCGCAGCUGUCGCCCGACGGCCAACCAAUGAACCCGCAAGCUGCUGUGAUGCAGCAGAAAGGCUGCCGGGUUAACGGGCUCAGAAGUUGUCGGAAAGAGUGCAUCGGAAGCUCACUUGCUGAGCGGAACUCUCACAUGGAGGUGUCGUUAGGAACACAGGCUGUGGAGAUAGACGCGUCCACCCUGUUUGGCAGGGUGCUGUCCUGUGGGAUGGAUGACAGCCAAGAGCAGGACCACUACGAGGAGCGCCUGAAGGAAGUUUUUCACAGUUUUGACACCAGCGGCUGCGGCUCCCUGAACCCGGAGGAGCUCUCUGAUCUCUGCCAGUCCCUACACCUGGAUGAUGCCACCCCGGCUCUUCUCCAGACGCUGCUGCAGAAACAGGACAGCCUCACUGGCAGGGUUGACUUUAACCAAUUCAAGGAUGCUCUCAUCCUGGUUUUGUCCUCAACCAUUGAGCCAUCUCAAGCUGAAGAGGAAACCGUGCCUCAGCCAGAUUCUCCAGAAAUCCAGCCAAAGUUUGUGAAGGGCGGCAAGCGCUAUGGCCGCCGCUCCACGCCAGAGUUCAUAGAGCCCGUUUCAGAGUUGUCUGACAUUGCAAACCUAAACCCAGCUGACGAAGAGGAUUUGGAGGACAACUGUGACUCGGCUAUUCCCAGGAAGCGUGAGCGCUGGAAUGGCGACGAAUCAAGCACAGAGGAGUACGAAGCAGAGGGUCAGAUGCACCUCUGGAACCCCGAUGAGCCGCGCACCCCUCGGGGAUCCAGCGCCCCUCUGUCGGCCCGUUCGGACGAGAGACUGCGCGAAGCGUGCGAGGAACUGGGGAUCCCGUGGGACGGAGGCGCUGGGCACAGCGAGCUGCGGGCUCUGUGUGAACAUUUGGGUCUAGAGCUGAAUGGCGACGUGCUGCUGAGUCUCACUGGCGAUGGAGUGAUGAACGUUCAGGAGUUUGUUUCCAGAGUCGUGAACAACAACACCCCCCCAACACCAUCCGCUUCCACACCAUACAGACAGUUUAAACGACAUCACUCCACUCAGCCCUUUGAUGAGGGGGGGCGCAGGACCUCCGCUUUGACCGGCACCAUCGGUAUGCGGCUCUUUUCUACACUUGAUGAUGGCACUGGUUACACGCCAGCCGAGCACAUCCUGGACGUCUGGAUAGACGAGGGAAUAGAAAACAGUGCUGAGAUCCUCCAGGCUUUGAAUUUCGACCUAGAUGGCAAACUGAGCCUUGGUGAUCUGACCACAGCGCUUGAAAACGAGCUGCUGGUUACUAAGAACGGGAUUCACCAAGCGGCACUGGCAAGCUUCAAAGCCGAGAUCAGACACCUCCUAGAGCGUGUAGACCGAGAAAUCAGAGAGAAAGAGAAAAUCCGAUCUGAUCUUGAAAAAGCAGAGAAGCAGAAAGCUCAGCUUGCUACUGAGGUGGAUGAACAUCACUCUGCAAUUGAGCACACAAAUAACCUCAACCUCAGGAAGCUUGAGCAGGAGCACAAAGAGAAGCUUGCAGCUGUUCAAUUGGAGCUGAGGAAAGAGAUGGACCAGAUCCAGCAACAGGCGGGCCUGCAGCGCGAGGAGCUGGAGCUGGAAAUCGAGAAAAUCAGAGAGGAUGAGUCUUUUCUCAGAGACCACCUUUCCAUCACAGUUAAGGAGAAUAGGCGUCUUGAAAUGGAGCUACUGGACAACGCUGACAAACUGGCAGAGUCAGAACAGCAGAUAACCAAACUGCAGAGCAGUUUGGACAACAUCAUGAAGAAUAAGGUUGGGGACAUGGACCCUGGCAGUGGUGACUUUUUUCUCCAAGAAGAGCGUAUUAAACAGCUGCGCAGCGGCUAUGAAACCCAAUGCAGGGAGCUUCAGGAUCGUAUAGACGAGCUCCAGUCCGAGUUGCGGGAGUUCCAUGCUCUUGGUCGAAGUAACGAUCCCUGCCACAAAACUCUGUCUGAUGAGCUGGAGAGUAAAAGCCCCGGCACAGAGUCCGACCCAGGUCUUGGCUCAGAGGAGGUUCAACCUUUUUCCAUCAGUCUGGAGGCAGAGUUGAUGCUGGAGCAGCUGAAGGACCAGCACCUUCAAGAAAUGGAGGAUUUGAGGAAGCAGCUCGAAAGCAAGAUCAAUGAAUUUGACAUAAUGGCUGAAGAGCAGAGGUCGACCUACGAGAACCAGAAAGCUGCACUGACUCUCCAGUACCAGCAGGAUGUCCAGGCUCUGACGGAGGAGAUGGCCAGCGUUCAGCGCCGCACGCAGGAGCUUGAGAGCCAGCUCGAGCAGGCGGAGCUGGAACGUACCUGCCAGGAGCAGAAGCAAGGAGAUGAGUGGAAAGACCUCCAGAACCGGCAAGAAGACGAAGUAGGAACCCUCAGAGAGCAGCUUCUGGAAGCUCGUGGCCACUGUGCAGAUCUGAAAGAGCAGAUGAAGACCUUGGAAGUGCAGCAGGCAGAGACGGAUGAAAACCUCCUCGCUAAGAUCGAGGAGCUGAAGAACCAACAUUCUACGGUGAUUAACAAACUAAAGGAGGAACACGAAGAGCUGCUAGAAGCUAGACUGACAGAGGUGAGAAAUGAUCUCCAGGAGGAAAAAGCUGAGCUGGAGAGAAAAUUACUAGACGAGUGGGAAAUGGAGAGAAAGGCGUUGGAGCAAAGCCAUGAAGCCAAACUAAAUGCUCAACUGGAAGAGGCAAAGUUAAGGUAUGAGGAGGAGCGCGAUGAAGUGGUGAAGAGGUUAACCGAGCAGUGGCAGAAGGAGAGGGCUCAACUAGAUGAGCAGAACAAUGAGUCUCUGCAGGUUCUGCUGGAGGAGGAGAUGCUGAGACUAGUCAGGGAACAAGAGGAGAAGGAGAGCCAGCUGAGGGAGCAGUGGGAGAGGGAACGAACUCAGCUGCAGGAGCUCCACGACCAGGCCCUGCUCGACAGAAUACUGGAGGAAAGGUCGCAGUUACAGGAGCAGUUUGAGCUGAGGGAGAAAAGGUUAAAGGAGGACUGGGAGAAGGAGAAGCUGCAGCUGGAGGAGGACUACGAGGGGAUGAUCCAGGAUAGGCUGAAUGAGGAGAGGGAGAAGCUCGAGGGUGAGAGGGACGAGGAGGAGAAGAGGGUAGAGAGGCUAAUAGCAGAGGAGAGGGCCCAACUGGAAGAGAACCACAGAGCGGCCAUGAAGGAGCUGAGCACCAGGCACGCAGAGGAAAGGGAUGCGCUCAGUGCUGCGCUGGACAGACUGCGAGUGGACAUCACUAAGGAGAGGCAGGAGGUGGAGCUCAGCUUCACCAAGAGAAUUCGCGAAGUGGAAGAUCGUUUCUCGGGCGAUCAGGAAUCUGUAGCCGAGCGUUUUCAAGCUGACGUCCUAAAACUCGAACAGUACUACCAGAGCGAGCUGAAGUCUCUUUCCGAAAGCCACGGCAAGCAGAGGCUCCACUGGGAAGCGGAGAUGCAGAAGGCGCUAGAGUUUGCAGAGGAGGAAAGAAGGGCGACGGAGGAGGCCAUGAAGGAGGAAAAGGAGGCAUCGCAUCAAGAGUGGGAAAAAGAAAAGGGAGACCUUGAAAGCGCUCACAGUGGAAAAGUGGAAGCCUUGAUGAUGGAGAUCAAACGGCUGCAGGGUGAGCUGGAUGAGCUGAUGAGCACGGCUCAGAGUAAAGAGAUCGAGCUCAGCAUGCAGCUGAAUGAGCUCCACAGCCGGCUGCAGGAGAAACAUGAGCUCCUCGCCCAGUCUGAGAGCAAAGCGCUUCAGACUGAGCUCCUGUUGAACCAAACGGUGGAAGAUUUUAAACAGGAGAGGACCGAACUUCUCGCCACCAGUUCAUCCCACGAGGCAAAGAUGAAUGAGAUGCUUUCCAUGGCCGAGAGGCAAGCUUCCGAGAGGAUUCAGCUGCUCACCGAGCGUGACGACUUAAAGAGGAGAGUGGAAGAGCUGGAGAUGGUUCUCAGGCAGGCCGCAGUGGACUUUGAGCUGGAGAGGCAGGAGUUGCAAGAAAGUCUGUCCACUCUUGAGUUGAAGUUAAAAGAGUUUGAUUCAGAGAGGGAUUUACUUCAAAUCAAAAUAAAGGAGCAAGAAAAGGAACUCGAUCAACUCUCGGCUCCCGCAGAGAAGACUGUGAACAACCAAAUGGAAGGAUGGAAUGACAGUGCUUUUAUUGAGGGGACGUAUAACGCUAAAGAAUGCAUGUCUGUGUCUGCUGGAGAGACCCCUCCAGUUCUACUGGAUGAAGACGUUCAUGUAAUCCUUAUCGAGGCAGAGGACGGUGAUGGUUUUAUAAAUGCUGACCGAGAUGAUCAACAGCAAGCCACAGAGAGUCGUGACCCGCGGAAUGAAGAUGUGGGAUGUGGUGAGGGGUGCCAUGAUGAGGUCGACAUUAUUCCCAAUGACAUGUCCGGAGAUCCGAGUCUUGAGAAAGGUGAAAUGCAUGAAGACAGUGAUCAGGAUUCAGGAUCCCCUGAUAGUUAUUUAUCCAUCAAAAGCGAAGCGGUUUCCCCGGAGAUGCUGUGGGAGCCAGUCUCAUCACUGGAGGCAUUUGGUGAGGGAGAGAAUAAAGUAGCUCUUGAUGCGCGUAAUGAGGACGGCAAACCUCAAAAUGUUCCAGCUGUGGAGUUUGGAAGCUGCUCCCAUGAAGACGGGAAGCAUCAUGAGACUGCGGUUGUGGCAUUUACGCUUGAGGAGGCAGGUGACCCCGGUGAGGAGUCUGUGGAGGAUACUGAGGUCGGCUGCUUACCAGUUUUAGACUGUGAACAUUCAGCCGCAGACCUGCAGGAUGAAAACCACCAUGAAUGUGCACAUGAUUGUGGGGAACAUCCGGAUGGAGACUCCGAUCGUGAGAACCGGGACUCUCCUGGGGAAUUACAGGCCUUGUAUAGCACUGCCACAGAGGAGAAUGUCCUCCUCCGCGAGAAGAUCUCUUUGCUUCAACAGAAGACGGAAAUCCUGGAGAAUCUCGUGGGUCAUCACAGCGAGAAGAUGAAGGCGGGCCACCAGGCGCUGGAGGAGAACUACAGCCUCAAAGUUCAGAUGCUCCUGUUGGUGGAGCACGUGAAGGAGCUGGAGACGAAGGCCCUGGAAAUGAACGAUCUCCAGAUCCGAUACGAAGACUGCCAGUGUGAAAAUGCCAAGCUGAAGGAGCAAAACGGUGACCUAGAGAAGAGGGUGUGGAGCCUCGAAGGCCGGAUUAACGUCUUCCACGAUUUCCAGGACCAGCACAUCUCGCUGGUGGACGAGAUUGCCCGGAUAAGAGGGGAGAACGCCCAGCUGUUUCUGCUGCUGAGCGAACUGGAAAGGCAGGACGGACUUCUGCCUGCGCUCCCAGAGGUCCAACAACCGGACGGGCCCGUAGACGAGGCCUGCACACCCCUGAGCGGCCACCUGCAGGCAGAGGCUCGCAUGGAGGACUGCUGCAAGGAGUUUGAGAGGCAAAACACCAAGCUCCGCAGAGCCAUCACAGAACUGCAAGACGAGUCGCAGACCCUAAACGAAACCACUCAAGCUCAUAGAUCUGAAGCAGGUCGUCUGGCUGAAGAAAAUCUCACCCUCAGGCAAAAAAUCAUGGCGUUGAAGGAAGGGGACCUAAAAGAAACACAGCAUGAGUUACUGCAAACGGUGGAACACUUGAAAAUGGAGAAGUUUGCUGCUCAGAAGGCUGCGGUUCAUUUCAAAAAGCAGAUUUCAGACUUGCACAUGCAGAGCCAGCAGCUGGAGGCUGAGAACGGGACGCUGACCGAGAGGAACGCCCAAAACGCGGCUGAUGUGGAGAACCUGCAGCAGCAGCUGGUCGAGCUGGCCCGAGAAAAGGCCGAAGAAAAAAACAAGAUGACAGCUUGUGUGUCUGCUCUGGAGGCAAAGCUGGCCAGUGUUCAGAAGGAAACUGCACAGCUGGAGGAGAGGAAUAUCCAGCUGUCGCAGCAGCUCUCUGAACUUAGGGAGAAGGCAGUUAGGGUGGACUCGAUGGAGAAUCAGCUCAGCCAUCUGGUAGAGGAGCGUAAAGGUGUGGAUAAGGAGACUGUGGGCCUUCGCAGCCAGUUGGCUAAAGCAAACGAGAAGGUGAAGACGGUGGAUGAAAGUUUCUCAGCCGUCAACAGACAAAGUACUCGUCUGAAGUCAGACCUCCGGGUUUUGCAGCAGGAAAGAGACUCCCUGAAACACGAGGUAGCAGUGCUGCACAAACAGCUGCAGAAUGCCAACGAUAAAAACCAUAUUUUGGAGAUGGCCCUGCACUCGAGCGGCCUGCAGAACCAGAGCAAGAAGCUGUACAGGGAAGAGAUGUCCCGGCUGAUGGAGCAGGAGCAGCAGCUUCUGAGGCAAGAAAACGAGAGGCUCCAGGCUGAAGUGUGCAGCGUCAAAGGCGACCUCUUCCAGUCCAGAGAAAAGGUCCGUCAGCUGGACGCCACCGUCCUGUCGCUGAACAAGCUCAAACAACAGAGUCAGUCAUCCCAGGUGAAGGCCUUGGAGAUGGAGAACAGCUCCCUGAAGCAGGAGCUGGACGCAAAAAGGGAGCAGACCAAGGGCUGUGAAUCUGGACAAAGCCAGACAGAGCUGGAGGGCCUUCAGCACGAAAACGAAGCGCUCAAGGCCCAAAUGGCCCGGCUGUCAACGCAGCUGCUGGAGUCAUUUCAGGCUCAGCUAGUAGGACUUCUGCCUCCGUCACCUCACAGGGUGCCCAGAGGACAGCACCAUGGGGAAGAUCCCGACAACAUGCAGGACGAAAGGGAGAGGAAGAUGAGGAACAUGGAGGGGCGCAUGAGGGAAAUAGAGCUCUCGCUGCAUAAUGUCAAGCUGCUGCUCAAAGAGAAGGUGGCACAGCUUAAAGACCAGCUGCACAAGAAUGGCAAAGCAGAUGUGCUGAUCAAAGACCUGUACGUGGAGAACGCUCAGCUGCUGAAGGCCCUGGAGAUGACAGAGCAGCGGCAAAAAAUUGCAGAGAAGAAGAACUACCUGCUUGAAGAGAAGAUCUCAAGCCUCAACAAGAUAGUGCGCGAUCUAAACCCAUCAACCCUCCCUUUACUACCUUACAGCUACAAGUCACCAUAA
This is a messenger RNA of Menidia menidia (Atlantic silverside), 7056 nucleotides long. NCBI's taxonomy places the organism in Eukaryota, Metazoa, Chordata, Actinopteri, Atheriniformes, Atherinopsidae. The record is from the annotation of a GenBank genome assembly.